This is a messenger RNA of Mercurialis annua (annual mercury), 1549 nucleotides long. RefSeq lists its product as uncharacterized. Gene Ontology annotation, cellular component: cytoplasm; nucleus. Lineage: Eukaryota; Viridiplantae; Streptophyta; Magnoliopsida; Malpighiales; Euphorbiaceae. Bases 65 to 1183 code for a protein of 372 amino acids. The record is from RefSeq and is a predicted model, not a curated record. The transcript has 7 exons.
UUUAUAGCCCAUAAAAACUAACCUUACUACACUUUUUCUUGGCUUUGAAAAUUCAGCGAGGGCUAUGUUGGCACUCACUACAGGGUUUAACUGCAACUUCUUCAAAUUCUCCAAAACCCUCACUCGUCAUUUCUUAAUUCCUCUCAUGGCUUCUCCUCAAACUGUUUCUUCUCCCGCCUAUUCUACUGGUUCUCCCUACAACGCUCCUGUAAAGCGCGUUGGCACACACAACGGUAGCUUUCACUGCGAUGAGGCUCUUGGCUGCUUCAUGAUUCGCCUUACCGACAAGUUUUUAAAUGCUGAAAUCGUCCGCUCCCGUGAUCCUAAGGUGUUGGAGGGGCUGGAUGCUGUGCUUGAUGUUGGGGGUGUUUAUGAUCCUAGUCGGGAUAGGUAUGAUCACCAUCAGAAGGGGUUUGAGGAGGUGUUUGGACAUGGAUUUACUACCAAGCUUAGUAGUGCUGGUCUUGUUUAUAAGCAUUUUGGGAAGGAGAUCAUAGCAAAGGAGCUUAAGGUUGAUGAAACGCACCCGGAUGUGCAUAGGUUGUUCUUGGCUGUUUAUAAGAGCUUCAUGGAGGCGAUUGAUGCUGUUGAUAAUGGGAUCAAUCGGUAUGACACAGACCAGCCUCCAAAAUAUGUAAAUAAUACACAUCUGUCUUCAAGGGUUGGUAGACUGAAUUUGGAUUGGAUAGACCCUGAUCAAUCACCUGAGAGGGAGGAUGAGGCCUUCCAACGAGCAAUGGCUCUGGCCGGCAGUGAAUUUUUAGAUAGUGUUACCUAUCAUGCAAAAUCUUGGUUACCAGCUCGAUCAAUUGUAAUGGAGUGCCUUGCAGCUAGAUUUGAUAUUGAUUCUAGUGGUGAAAUUAUGGUUUUGGCUAACUUUUGCCCUUGGAAACUUCACUUGUUUGAGCUUGAGGAGGAACUGAAGAUUGAGCCUUCAAUUAAAUAUGUGCUUUAUCAGGACGACAGGAGCAAAGGUUGGCGAGUACAGGCAGUGGCAGUAGCUCCAGAUAGAUUUGAGAGCCGGAAGCCUCUUCCAGCUCAAUGGCGAGGUCUAAGGGAUGACGAACUCUCAUGCCACUCUGGAAUUGAGGGCUGUGUUUUCAUCCAUAUGAGUGGAUUCAUUGGUGGAAAUAAAAGCUAUGAGGGUGCACUGGCCAUGGCACGAGCUGCUCUGAAACUCUAGAUUGGGGUUUAUAUCAGAGUUGGAGAACUCUUAGGAGUUUUGGCUGACUUGAAUUUAAGUACUUUGACAGAGAUUUCACAGUUACCAGCUUAGCAUUCAUUGAUACACAACAAGUACUACAGGGUGGUUAUUGUUUCUUUUUUGCCUGUGUAAUUGAACUGCUUCAAAAUUCAAAUAGUGAAAAUUAUUAAAAUGUUUCUGUUGUAUCUGAAAUUAAAAAAAUGCAUAUUUGGAAAUGGUCCAUCAAAAAAUGUCUAUGGACCAUUGAUGAGGACAGCCUAUCUAAUUUUGGUUGAUUUGGCUUUGCAUCCAUCAAUUCUUGAUUUGAGAGGUCAUAUUUACUAAAUUGAUGUAAUGUUUAUAGUA